UUGAAGGGGGGAAAUUUGCAUUUGCAAGUAUGGGAAGGCCACCAUGCUGUGAUAAGGUUGGCAUCAAGAAAGGCCCAUGGACCCCUGAAGAAGACAUCAUUUUGGUGUCUUACAUCCAAGAACAUGGUCCUGGAAACUGGAGAUCAGUGCCUACAAACACUGGUUUGUUAAGAUGCAGCAAGAGUUGCAGACUGAGAUGGACGAAUUAUCUAAGGCCUGGUAUCAAAAGGGGCAACUUCACUCCACAUGAAGAAGGGAUGAUAGUUCAUCUCCAAGCAUUAUUGGGUAACAAAUGGGCAGCGAUAGCUUCUUAUCUUCCACAAAGAACAGAUAACGAUAUCAAGAAUUACUGGAACACCCACUUGAAAAAGAAGGUCAAGAAGUUGCAAACCGCCUUUGAUUCGCAAAUAACUCCAUCCGAUUCAACUACAUACCCUCCUGUAUUGAUAUCCACAGGCAAAACCCACCCGAACACGAAGAUCACCAGCACCAAAAACCCUCACCAGUUUUCCAAUAUCUAUGCGUCGAGCACGCAGAACAUCUCAAGACUGUUAGAUGGAUGGAUGAGAUCUUCAUCAUCAUCAUCAACAACAGCUUCACAGAUGACGAAACUUGGUAAUCAAGAAACCAGUGGCAAAGAAUGCCUCAUCAAUGGUGUUGUGGAGAGUGAUGACUUCGAAUUCGAAUCUGUUCUUUCGUUCGAUAAUGGAUGCUGGGAGAAGAUGAGGGAUGGGUAUGGGUACGAUGAGAAGGCUGCAUGUAAUUUGCAUGAGAGGAAGCUUCAGAAACAAGAAAGCUUUAACAAUCCUCCAUUGACUUUCUUUGAGAGAUGGCUAUUAGAUGAAUCAGCUGCAAGUCAACUAGAAGGGGCCAUAGAAACUAAUUAAGCUGGCUACGAGAUCUCCAUGGCUCUAUUUUUAGUUUUUAUUUUUGUUUUCUGAUUUCAACUAUUCCCUCUUUGUUUCUUCAAUUCCCUUAUCCAACUGUAACUCUAGUUGGUGGAAGAACAAUCUACCUUAAUAAGAUCCUUAACUUUCCCAUCUA
Molecule: messenger RNA, 1044 nt
Organism: Cynara cardunculus var. scolymus (artichoke)
Lineage: Eukaryota; Viridiplantae; Streptophyta; Magnoliopsida; Asterales; Asteraceae
Product: myb-related protein 306-like
Exons: 3
Coding region: 30-887 (285 amino acids)
Biological process (GO): response to auxin
Source: RefSeq, a predicted model, not a curated record